GAGGAUCAUCGGAGACUUCGGCGUUCCCAUAGCGAUCCUCCUCAUGGUGCUGGUGGACUACAGCGUGGAGGACACGUACACCCAGAAACUGAGCGUGCCCAGUGGGUUCUCUGUGUCCAGCCCGGAGAAGCGUGAUUGGCUGAUCUCGCCCCUGGGGUCUGACGGGCAGUUUCCUGUGUGGAUGAUGGCCGCCAGCGUCCUGCCGGCCGCACUCGUCUUCAUCCUCCUCUUCAUGGAGUCCCAGAUCACAGCGCUGAUCGUCAGUAAGAAGGAGCGGAUGCUGGUGAAGGGAACCGGGUUCCACCUGGACCUGCUCAUCAUCGUUGUGGUGGGCGGAGUCUCCGCUCUGUUUGGGUUGCCAUGGUUAUCGGCCGCCACCGUCCGAUCCGUCACCCACACCAACGCCCUCACUGUCAUGAGCAAAUCCGUCGCCCCCGGAGACAAGCCGCGCAUCCAGGAAGUCAAGGAGCAGCGGGUGACGGGCUUCCUGGUCGCCGUGCUAGUCGGCCUGUCCAUCGUGAUCGGGGACGUCCUGCGUCAGAUCCCCCUGGCCGUCCUCUUCGGGAUCUUCCUCUACAUGGGGGUCAUGUCUCUGAACGGGAUCCAGCUCACGGAGCGCCUCAUCCUGCUGCUGAUGCCCCCGAAGUACCACCCCGACCACAGCUACGUCCGCAAGGUGCGGACGUUGAGGAUGCACCUGUUCACAGUUGUCCAGCUGACCUGUCUGUCCCUCCUGUGGGUCGUCAUGGCGACGGCGGCGGCGCUGGCGUUCCCCUUCAUGCUGCUGCUGACCAUCCCGGUGAGGACGCUGCUGCUGCCGCGUCUCUUCACCCGCAGAGAGCUGCAGAGCUUGGAUGCUGAUGAUGCCGAGCCUGACCUGGAGGAGAAGGAGGGGCAGGACGAGUACUCCCAGCUGCAGAUGCCCGUGUGAUUGGUCCAUCCAGCUCCCUCAUUAGCAUAUCGGACCCGUAUCCCAUAGCAACGCUGGGCGGACGGACUGACAUCA
Messenger RNA from Etheostoma cragini (Arkansas darter), 1006 nucleotides. Its product is annotated as anion exchange protein 2-like. The transcript is spliced from 6 exons. The record is from RefSeq and is a predicted model, not a curated record. Gene Ontology annotation, molecular function: solute:inorganic anion antiporter activity. Gene Ontology annotation, biological process: transmembrane transport; bicarbonate transport; regulation of intracellular pH. Lineage: Eukaryota; Metazoa; Chordata; Actinopteri; Perciformes; Percidae. Gene Ontology annotation, cellular component: basolateral plasma membrane; apical plasma membrane; plasma membrane. Bases 44 to 931 code for a protein of 295 amino acids.